AUGCGUUUCAAAAGAAAUUCAACACAAAACAGUGAAGAUAAUUCAGCGGCGACUUCGAUCGAAACUUCGAACAGUUUUGGCAAAACACGAACAAAGAGUUGUGCGACUCUUUGCCUUCAAAAUGCAAUCGAUCGGGAGACGUACCCGUUACUGUUGGGGACCAAGAACAACUACAACACACUAAGCUCCAGUACAGAUACAUUAGGUCCAGCCGAAUUAUCAGGAAAAGAAAUCAUGGCGACUUAUCAGAAGACUUUAGAGAGAAGUAUGAAGUGUGAUAAAAAUAAACAGAGUUCUCUUGUUACCAUUUUCUCAAUAUGGAGUACUAUAAUGGGUUCAUCUCUUCUGGCGAUGGCGUGGGGCGUGGAGCGAGCUGGACUCCCGGCCGCCUUGCUCCUACUGACCGUGAUGGCUGGACUGUGUCUCUACACCGCGUAUAUAUUAAUAAGAGUCAACGCACAGCACGGUAGUUCGACAUGUGAAGUUCCCGCCUUGUGUCUGUUACUGCUGGGUCGCUGGUGGUCAAGAAUCGCUCACGCCUUCAGUCUUUUAGUCCUAUUAGGAGCGACCCUCGUCUAUUUUCUGUUAAUGGCCAAUUUCUUAUUUUACACCGUCAAUUAUUUCAUGGAUGUUUCAACAUCAAACCAGACGACAUACGGCACAAAUCUGGUGUGUCCAAAGCACGAUGUGUUCAUGACGUCACCACAAGUCCCUCAAGAGUCCUCUCCCUUCUGGGGUCUACACACCACUGUACCUGUUUAUGUCGCGCUUAUAAUGUUUCCAUUGUUGUGCUUCAAAAACGUCACAUUCUUCACUCGCUUUACUUCUUUUGGUACACUAGCAGUGAUCUACCUCCUGCUAUUCGUGAUAGUGAAAGGUUGGAUGUGGGGAAUCAAUUUGAAAUCAAUAGACAUUAAAUGGGAAGGUUUACAUGGAGCGAGGAACGCGGCCGUUCUCAGCGGGAUGCUGGCUCUAUCAUUCUACAUACAUAAUAUUAUCAUUACGAUAAUGAAUAACAACGCUAGACAGGAGAAAAACGGGCGUGAUUUGACGAUAGCGUUUAUGUUGGUGACUAUAACAUACACACUCGUCGGUACAGUCUUCUUCAUAUGUUUUCCGUUGGAGAAGAAUUGUAUUGAGGACAAUAUUCUCAACAAUUUUGAAAAACACGACGUCAUGACUGUGAUUGCUAGAAUACUUCUACUAUUUCAGGUGAUGACAGUGUACCCGCUAGUAGUGUGUCUAGUGCGUGUGGAGGCCGCUCGUCUCCACACUCUCGCCUCGGCCCGCGGCGCCGACCUCGUCAUCAACGGGAGUGUGGUGGUGGCAUGUAUCGUCGUCGCGUGUCUUUGUCCCUACAUAGGGAUUAUCAUACGUUACACGGGAGCCAUCAGCGGUUUGGUCCACGUGUUCGCGUUACCAUCACUACUACACAUGAAGUCACUGCAGUUGAGAGGAAAACUAAACAUAUGGAUAAUCAUAUUUUACGUCGCCAUCAUAAUAUUCGGAACUAUUAACUUAGUGAUGCAGUUCUUUAUAACAUAG
Messenger RNA from Danaus chrysippus (African queen), 1545 nucleotides. The record is from the annotation of a GenBank genome assembly. NCBI's taxonomy places the organism in Eukaryota, Metazoa, Arthropoda, Insecta, Lepidoptera, Nymphalidae.